Molecule: messenger RNA, 783 nt
Organism: Closterium sp. Naga37s-1
Lineage: Eukaryota; Viridiplantae; Streptophyta; Zygnematophyceae; Desmidiales; Closteriaceae
Source: the annotation of a GenBank genome assembly
AUGAUGCGAGAGCUCGCUCAGGCGUUUAAGAGGAUUCGCUUGGAAGGGAAGGCGAGAGCUGUCAUUCUCACUGGCGCUGGCCGCGCGUUCUGCGCUGGAGUGGACCUGACAGCAGCGCAGAGCGUGUUUCAGGGGGGUGUGACGGAUGAAGAGACAGACGUGGUGGUGCAGAUGGAGCUCAUUACAUAUCCUUAUCCUCCUUUCAUGUCUUUAUCUCCCGCAGGAUCUGACAGCAGCGCAGAGCAUGUUUCAGGGGGACGUGACAGACGAAGAGACAGACGUGGUGGUGCAGAUGAAGCUGAUUUGUUCUUCCUUGAUCCCCUGCAGGAUCUCACAGCGGCCCAGAGCGUGUUUCAAGGGGACGUGGCGGAUGAGGAGGCAGACGUGGUGGUGCAGAUGGAGCGAUGCACGAUGCCAUUCUCGUCGGCAGCACGAAUGCCAAAUUCGCUGACACGCACAGCAAGUGAGGCGCGGGAGGUCUCUCUGACAGCAGAUCCGGUCAGCGCAGACAAGGCGGAGCGGUGGGGUCUGUUGUCCCGAGUGGUUGAGGCAGACCAGCUCAUGCCGACAGCAAUCGCCAUUGCCAAGACCGUUGCCGCCAACCAUCAAGGCAUGGUGCUUCGUUACAAGGCAGUGAUCAAUGAUGGGAUUGGGUUGACCCUCAGUGAAGGCAGGCAACUAGAGACGGAGAGAGCACGGGCGUACUACAAGCAGAUGACACCUCAAGACUUUGAGAACAUGAAAGUGUUUAUAGCCUCCAGGUCGGGGAAGUCAAAGCUCUGA